Molecule: messenger RNA, 3199 nt
Organism: Capsicum annuum
Lineage: Eukaryota; Viridiplantae; Streptophyta; Magnoliopsida; Solanales; Solanaceae
Source: RefSeq, a predicted model, not a curated record
GGUACUUAUUCCUUAUAGUUACACCAAACGAACGACCUGUGUAAUAAAUAAAUCAAGUAUACGCGACCGCUUCCCUAGAUUCUAUACCCUAUUCUAUAGUUGCGUGCACGUACAUAUGGAAAAGUCAAAAUAUUGCAAAGUGAGUAUUACAAUAUGCCAUUUUCCAAACCAACAGAGUGUGAAAACCUGCAAAACUGCAUAGCACUAAAUAGAAAAUAUACAACAACUCCUUGACUCGAUACGUAAAGAAUGAAUAUUAGUGUAACUCAACUCAAAAGCUAGUUUAUAAAGGGAGUAUUGCUCAAGAUUGGCCGAUCCAAUAAGUCAAACUUCAAUGUGGAUUUAGAUUGAAAUCUCAAGUCCCAGGUGAAAAUUUGAAAUUAAAAAAUUGCUAAAAAGGGAAGGAUCAUUCUUUUUAAAAUGGACUAGAAGAAAAGUAGUUCAAAUGAAUUGAAACAAGAGUACUAUAAUUAGUACUACUGACUAUAGUGGUGGACAAUUGCUCCUAGUGAUGAUGAAUUUUGAUGGGCAACUGCUGCUGAACUUGGUACAUUUUGUUGGGCAACUGCUAAAUUUUGCUAGGCAACUGCUAUUGAACAUAGUAGAUUUUGUUGGACAAGUGCUAUUGAAUCUAGUAGAUUUUGGUGGGCAGUUGCUACUGAAGCUAAUAGAUUUUGGUGGGCAAUUUCUAAAUUUUUGUUGGGAACUGCUACCGAUGCUGGUAAGUUUUGCUUGGCAACUGCUACUUAACCUAGUAAAUUUUGGUGGGCGACUACUAAAUUUUUCUUGGCAAUUGCUACUAUAUGUGGUAGAUUUUGUUGGGCAACUGCUAUUGAACAUAGUAGAUUAUGUUGGACCAGUGCUACUGAAUCUGUUAGAUUUUGGUGGGCAACAACUACAGAACCUAGUAGGUUUUGGGGGGCAACUACUAAAUUUUGGUUGGGAACUGCUACUGAAGCUUGUUAAUUUUGCUUGGCAACUUCUACUUAACCUAGUCGAUUAUGGUGGGCAAUUACUAAAUUUUGCUGGGCAACUGCUACUGUACCUAGUAAAUUUUGGUGGACGACUACUAAAUUUCGCUUGGCAACUGCUACUGUACCUGAUAGAAUUUUUUGGGCAACUGCUAUUGAACCUGAUCAACUUUGGUGAGGAACUGCUACCGAAGUUGGUAAAUUUUGGUGGGCAACUACUCAAUUUUGUUGGGCAACUGUUACUGAACUUAGUAAAUUUUGGAGGACGACUACUAAAUCAUGCUUCGCAACUGCUACUGUAUCUGGUAGAUUAUGUUACGCAAAUGCUAUUGAACAUAGUAGAUUAUGUUGGACAAGUGCUACUGAAUCUGGUAGAUUUUUGUGGGCAACUGCUACUGAACCUAGUAGAUUUUGGUGGGCAACUACUAAAUUUUGGUUGGGAACUACUACCAAAGCUGGUAAGUUUUGCUUGGCAACUGCUACUUAACCUAGUAAGUUAUGGUGGGCAACUACUAAAUUUUGUUGGGGAACUACUACUGUACCUAGUAAAUUUUGGUGGGCGACAACUAAAUUUUGCUUGGAAACUGCUACUGUACUUGGUGGAUUUUGUUGGGCAACUGCUACUGCACCUGGUCAACUUUGGUGGGGAGCUGCUACUGAAGUUGGUAAAUUUUAGUGGGCAACUACUAAAGUUUGCUUGGGAAUUGUCACUAAAGUCGGUAAAUUUUGGUGGACAAUUACUAUUGAACUUGGUAAAUUUUGGUGGGCAACUGCUAUUGAAGCUGGUAAGUUUUGGUGAGCAUCUGCUAAAUUUGGGUGGGCAACUGCUAUCAAAGCUGGUACAUUUCGGUUGGCAACUGCUUCUGUACCUGGUAAAUUUUGGUUGGCAACUACUAAUUUUUGUUGGGGAACUGCUACAUAAGCUGGUAAAUUUUGGUUGGCAAUUUCUACUACGCCUGGUAUAUUUUGGUGGGUUACUGCUGCAAAACCUAGUAAAUUUUGGGGUGAAACUGCUGCAGAAGCUGGUGAAUUUUGGUGGGCAAGAGUUACCGGGGCUCAAAAAUUUCGAUUGCCAACUGCUAUUGUCGUUGCAGAAUUUUUUCGAGCAAGUGUCAUUAACACUUAAGAAUUUUGGUUGGCAACUUGUGAAUUGGUUCCAAAGGAUCAAUUACUGGCUUUACAUAGCCUUACCCUAUCUCAUAAUUAUCGCACCGAUUCUAGCUCUCUACAUAUAUUAUUGCUACCGCCUUAAUAGAUUGCUACUCGAGGAAGAAGAAGCCAGGAAGUUGAAGGAGUUGCUGAAAAGAGAGGAGGCUGAAAGAAAGCGUUUAUCAGAAUUGGAGAAGAGACAAAAGCAUGAGGAGGAAAUGAGAGAAACUCAAAAGAAGGAAGAAGAGGCCAAGGACCUAGAGAAUAUGAAGUUGAAGGAGCAGAUACGAGCCGAAGUUGGAAAGGAACUCAGUAAGCUUGAAAUGAUGUGCUGUGAUAUGGCUUCAGUGUUGCGUGGAUUGGGAAUAACUGUUGGUAAUGGCACUAACCGUCAGGAAGAAGAAGCCAAGAAGUUGAAGAAGUUGCUGAAAAGAGAGGAGGCUGAACGUAUUCAUUUAGCAGAACUCGAGAAGAGGAAAAAGCAACGUGUGGAGGAAAUGAGAGAAACUCAAGAGAAGGACCUUGAGAAUAUGAAGUUGAAGGAGCAGAUACGAGCUGAAGUUGGAAAGGAAUUAAGUGAGCUUGAAACGACGUCCUGUGAUAUGGCUUCAGUAUUACACAGAUUGGGAAUCACUGUUGGUAAUGGCACUAGUCAUGAGGUGCGCGUUGCUUACAAAAAAGAGUUGAUGAAAUUUCACCCGGAUAAAGCUUCAACAUCUGAUAUACGACAGCAAGUUGAAGCUGAGGAGAAAUUUAAGCUUAUUUCUCGAAUUAAGGACAAAUACUUGCCAACUUUGUGACAGUGACAUAGGAUAUCAAUGUACUUUGUUCUGUAUAAAAACAUAGUAACAUUUUAGGAUAGAAAUUUUGUGUAUGCCUUCAAUGCUUGAGCUCUUCUCUCUAUGUGGAAAGUUGCACUCAAAUGCAGAAAGGUUUUUAUUUAGCGGAAUGACCUGGGAGGCCUUUGUACUUGUCCCGGAUUGUCAUCCCGACCCCUGCACUCCCUACUUUGCUAACUGAAUACUUAAAACUCUUCGAAACUCAACAUUUAAUUAUUAAUUUUGAUCAGCCCUUAGUUA